Molecule: messenger RNA, 1198 nt
Organism: Drosophila eugracilis
Lineage: Eukaryota; Metazoa; Arthropoda; Insecta; Diptera; Drosophilidae
Product: odorant receptor 98a-like
Exons: 3
Coding region: 5-1198 (397 amino acids)
Biological process (GO): sensory perception of smell; detection of chemical stimulus involved in sensory perception of smell
Cellular component (GO): plasma membrane
Molecular function (GO): olfactory receptor activity; odorant binding
Source: RefSeq, a predicted model, not a curated record
CAAAAUGUUUUUCAAAUAUUUAAGAGAACCAACGCCAAAGGAUCUUCUGACUUCUCCAGAGGCCUUCAAGUACUUUGAAUACGGAAUGUUCUGCAUGGGCUGGUAUACUCCGGAGAAGUAUAGGAUUCUCUACUACACCCUAGCCACAAGUCUUGUGGCAUGGUGUGUUGUAUAUUUGCCCAUUGGAAUCAGCAUAUCUUUCAUAAAGGACAUAAACACCUUCACGCCGAGUGAAUUUUUAACAGUUCUGCAGCUAUUUAUUAAUUCAGUGGGAAUGCCCUUCAAAGUACUUUUCUUCAAUGUUUAUAUUUCGGAUUUUUACAAGGCCAAAGAGCUGCUGAGCCAAAUGGACAAACGUUGCGUAACUCUGGAAGAACGUAUUGAAGUCCAUCGAUGGGUGGUCCGUUGUAAUUUGGCCUUUGUCAUCUACCAUAUAAUCUACAGUGCCUACACUAUCUCAACUUUCCUAUCAUCCACUUUGAGUGGAAAGUUACCUUGGCGUAUUUACAAUCCAUUUUUGGAUUGGCAAGCAAGUAGCUGGAGUUUUUGGAAAGCUGGCCUGAAUGAGACUGCACUUAUGCUUUGUUCUGUGACCCAAACCUUCUUGAGCGAUUUAUAUCCACUGCUCUAUGGUCUGAUUCUGAGAGGUCAUAUCAAACUCCUUCGGCUAAGAGUGGAGAAACUUUCCACUGAUCCUGGCAAAAGCGAUGAUGAGAACCAGGAGGAUCUCAUUAACUGCAUCAAGGAUCAUAAGCUCAUCAAAGAAUUUGCCAAUACAAUACGUCCUGCGAUUGCCCGCACCAUCUUUGUGCAAUUUCUUCUGAUCGGUAUCUGCCUUGGCCUGUCCAUGAUCAACCUGCUCUUCUUCGCCGACCUUUGGACUGGCUUAGCCACAGUGGCCUAUAUCAAUGGCCUGAUGGUUCAGACUUUUCCCUUCUGCUUCGUGUGUGACCUCAUUAAAUCUGAUUGUGAACUUCUGGAAAUGGCUAUACUGCAUUCUAAUUGGAUCAAUUCGAGUCGCAGAUACAAAUCAUCUUUGCUCUAUUUUCUGCACAACUCACAGAAAUCUAUUGCUUUUACAGCUGGCUCUGUAUUUCCCAUCUCAACGGGGUCAAAUAUAAAAGUGGCCAAGUUGGCUUUUUCGGUAGUUACUUUUGUCAAUCAACUGAACAUAGCAGACAGAUUGACAAAAAAUUAA